CGUACAGUACUCACACUGGACUCAGAGGGACGUUUGUUUACUACAGGGCCAGCAGAAAGAUGAAAUUAAUCCACGAGUCGGCCUCUUGUCUGCUCCACCUGCUGCUGCUGGCCGAGGUGUUCGUGCAGUCGUCAUGUCGUCCCACCAGCAGCUUCUGCCUCUGCGGAAUGUUUGGAUCAAUGAUCCAUCACGUGGACCGGUUGAUGAACUCCAAAAAACUCCAUGAGUUGACAGACGAGGAACUCAAAAACUUUGUCGGUGUGGAACCCAAACUGGAAAAUCUUCCUCGCUUACGGCACACUGCCUCUUAUUUCACCUCAUUGAAGGUUAAUGAGUCACUCUCCCAGAUGUAUGAGUAUACUCAGGCCUUCAGAGUUCACGUGGACUGGCUGAAAACAGCCAAAGACAACGUCAGUUUGCCCGUCCAGUCAGCUGAGGGCGCCAGCACUCACCUCCUGCACCUUUCAAACCUCAUCAAAUCAUAUCUGCACCAGAUCCACGAGGAGAUCCCCCCGGCGACGCCUGCAACCCUCCCCGCCGUCCCCACCGCCUUCGACGCGCUCAAGUUCUCGGUAGAAAUCGCAGAGCAGUUGCACGUCUUCUGCAACUGGUCCAAGAGGGUUUUACGCAGCUUCCAGAGACAAUGCACCUGCUCCAGACAUUAA
Molecule: messenger RNA, 665 nt
Organism: Cololabis saira (Pacific saury)
Lineage: Eukaryota; Metazoa; Chordata; Actinopteri; Beloniformes; Belonidae
Gene: il11b
Product: interleukin 11b
Exons: 5
Coding region: 60-665 (201 amino acids)
Biological process (GO): positive regulation of cell population proliferation; positive regulation of MAPK cascade
Cellular component (GO): cytoplasm
Molecular function (GO): cytokine activity; growth factor activity
Source: RefSeq, a predicted model, not a curated record